GCUCUCAUCAGUGAUCUUGUUUUUUUCUUUCUUUACCUAGUUAUAAAUGCCACCUCUGUUCACUUCAUUUCUGCUUUUCCUUCACUGUUUCUCUCUCUCUCUCUCUCUCUCUCUCUCUCUCUGGUUUCCUCCAUUGCAAACCAAGUUUCCUUUCCAGCUUUCUGAAAGGUCCCUCUGUCUUCUCUCCACAUGCACACAAAGACCCACCAACCAUUUUUUACCCAUUUUAUCUUUUUUAAGACCCUAUAAUCACCCUCGUUUAUGUUUCUACCCCCUCUCUCUACACAUUUUGCCUUGAAAGAUUAGAUUUUUGUCUGUCUUUCUUUGCCAUUUCUUUUUUUAUCAUUCACAAAAUUCUUCUUCUUCUUCUUCUUCUGUUUUGGCCCACUGGAGGCCACAACUUGUGCUUCUAAACUACUACUGCCUUUUCUUGGUUACUGGGUUUUGGGUGAUUUGUGUUAUUUCAGGUCUACAUUGGCCUAUCUAUGCUUAUUGAGUCUCACUUGCCUAAAAAAAGAGAAGCCCUUUCUUUGCUUUUGUGGGUGCUCAAGGAAGAAGAUCAAGGGGGUUAGCUUUCACACUCAGAUCACUGCAAAGUGCAGGUAGAUAUCUUUUAAUCUCUUGGUAUAAAGUAAGAUCGGCAAUACAGACUGUUGUGUUUUCUGGAGAACCAGGGAUGUCAUCUGAGAGUUUAAAUGCUGAAUUAUCAAAGAAGACAUCAGUUUUGGGUUUGAAACUAUGGGUUUUAAUAGGAAUAUCUGUAGGAGUGUUUAUAAUUUCGAUUCUUUGUGUCUUAUCUGUAUGGAUUACAUUUCAGAGGAAAUCUAGGAGAUCAGUGGACAAAUACUGCCAUUCCAAAAUACCAAAUGUAUCGAAAGAUAUUAAGAUUGACAAGGUUGGGGUUCAAAAUCCCAUUCAUCACCAUGAAAGUGCAUUUCUCACGAUCAAUGAUAAAUCGAGUGACAAGAAUUCAGAUAAAAUGCUAGCUCAUUUGGGAAUGAGCAAAUCUAGUGAUCCUGACAUUGCCAGCCAAAGCAGCUCGAUUUAUCACAACGAGAGGGCCUGUAGUUCACAUUCUGGGGAAGAAGGAAGCUCUGGGACUGUUCGGAAGCAAUCUUCAUUAUCAUAUGCAGGACUUGUCACGGCCUCUCCCUUAAUUGGCUUGCCAGAAAUUUCACACCUUGGAUGGGGCCACUGGUUUACACUUAGGGAUCUUGAGUUUGCUACAAAUCGUUUUGCAGCAGAGAAUGUGCUUGGUGAGGGUGGAUAUGGGGUUGUUUACAAGGGUAGACUAAUAAAUGGAACUGAGGUAGCGGUAAAGAAGCUUCUUAACAACCUGGGACAGGCAGAGAAGGAAUUUAGGGUUGAAGUGGAGGCUAUUGGUCAUGUUCGACAUAAGAAUCUUGUACGGCUUCUUGGCUACUGCAUCGAAGGAGUUCACAGGAUGCUGGUGUAUGAAUAUGUGAAUAAUGGGAACUUAGAACAAUGGCUGCAUGGGGCAAUGCAACAUCAUGGUAUGCUUACUUGGGAGGCACGCAUGAAGGUCCUUCUGGGUACUGCUAAGGCGCUUGCUUAUUUGCAUGAAGCAAUAGAACCAAAGGUUGUUCACCGAGACAUAAAAUCCAGCAAUAUUUUGAUUGACAAUGAGUUUAAUGCCAAGGUCUCUGAUUUUGGAUUGGCCAAGCUCCUUGAUUCUGGAGAGAGUCAUAUCACUACAAGAGUUAUGGGUACAUUUGGUUAUGUUGCACCAGAAUAUGCUAAUACGGGCAUGUUAAAUGAGAAGAGUGACAUUUAUAGCUUUGGAGUCCUGCUACUAGAAUCAGUUACUGGAAGGGACCCUGUGGACCAUGGCAGACCUGCUAACGAGGUUAAUCUUGUUGAGUGGUUAAAAAUGAUGGUUGGGACAAGAAGAUCUGAGGAAGUUGUGGAUCCAAAUCUUGAAGUUAAACCAACAACGCGUGCUUUAAAACGUGCUCUUUUGGUUGCACUUAGGUGUGUCGAUCCUGAUGCAGAAAAGAGACCUAGAAUGACUCAAGUUGCAAGAAUGCUUGAAGCUGAUGAGUACCCUUCUCGUGAGGAUCGGAGGAACAGAAAGAGUCGUACAACUAGCAUGGAAAUCGAAUCCAUGAAGGACUCAACAGAAACUGAAAACAAGGUAGUGGAUCCAGAGAGCUGUUUAUCUGAGACAACUAACGGAUAGGAUUGACGAACAUGACCAGGGAGAAGGAUUGCCUUCUCAUGCAUUAAAUUAAAAGAUUUCAAUAACUCAUCGAUAAUUUACAACCUAGAUGUUUGUUUUCUUCCUGCAUGGAAGAGGUGGAGUGGAUCCAGUUUAGGUUAUCUUGAUAGGUUAUCUAGAUGUUUGGCUUCGUUCCACACUGCCUUCUUUGACACGCCAUUGGGGAGAGUGCUUUCAAUCCCGCAACAGUAGGUAACUUAGGAGAGAGAGAUGUACAGAUGUUUGCUGAUCCAUGGGCUUUCUUUUUUCAUUAUAAUGAUUAUAAUUAUUUAUGGUUCUUUUAA
Molecule: messenger RNA, 2523 nt
Organism: Populus trichocarpa (black cottonwood)
Lineage: Eukaryota; Viridiplantae; Streptophyta; Magnoliopsida; Malpighiales; Salicaceae
Product: probable receptor-like protein kinase At2g42960
Exons: 8
Coding region: 677-2200 (507 amino acids)
Biological process (GO): protein phosphorylation
Molecular function (GO): protein kinase activity; ATP binding
Source: RefSeq, a predicted model, not a curated record